Molecule: messenger RNA, 4838 nt
Organism: Siniperca chuatsi (mandarin fish)
Lineage: Eukaryota; Metazoa; Chordata; Actinopteri; Centrarchiformes; Sinipercidae
Gene: gpr4
Product: G protein-coupled receptor 4
Exons: 4
Coding region: 796-1911 (371 amino acids)
Biological process (GO): G protein-coupled receptor signaling pathway
Cellular component (GO): membrane
Molecular function (GO): G protein-coupled receptor activity
Source: RefSeq, a predicted model, not a curated record
CUACCGGUUGUUGCCGCUGUGUUCACACACGCUGUUGCUGUGACCAUCACUGGCCUACUGCUACUGGACGUUUUUCGCGGAGGUUGAAUGAAAUAAAGUGACUUUUUCUCUGGAUGGAUUGCCUACGCGCUGAUUUGGGAGAUGACAGCGGGAAUCCGGGAACCUGAAUAUGUUCAGGACUCCAGGGUAAAUGGACGGUCUGUCAGCUCCAGAGUGGAGAAGCACUGUAAUGUAAUUCCUGUGUUUUAGUGGGAGCAUCCCAGAGGAGUUUUGUGUGUCAUCAGGACCUUGAGACACACCUAUACACACACACUGACAUUCAGCCUCUCCUUCUCACAGUGGACCUGGCAGGCCUCUAAUCUCUAAAAGAUUGAUAAGGCCCUGUCCAGGCGCAGGAGGUCUGGCACAGUGUCGAUAAGGCAGCUUUCAUUUCACCACAUUUUAUCACUCGCUCCUUCCUUUCUUCUCCUCUUUUCCUCCAUGCUGAGGGAAGUGGGGGCUGGUUUUGAAGCGUGAGAGAGGAUUAUGACACACCAAGGCCCCUGUGCGAGAAGGACAGUGUUUUAACAGGAACCAUGAAAUUCCCCAGAAAUGACAGUUCUGUUUUCUUCUGUUGCUCCAUGUUGGACAGCCGUGUAGUAGCCGAGCAGGACGCCAGAGUCAGCAUGUCACUGUCAAACUGCUGGAGCUGGAAUAUAGUGAAACUACAGAGGGACACUCAGAGCUGAGAGUAGCUGAACACACAUCACACACCUGCACACACCUGCACACACACAAAGCGUUCCACACAGGACAAUGUGCAACAUCUCGUUCUGUGAUGUGGACAGUAAGGUGGACCAGUUCUUCCAGCCCACGCUCUACAUCAUAGUCAUCGUUCUGGGGCUGCCCACUAACUGCAUGGCCCUGUGGGCUGCCUACAUGCAGGUACGCCAACGCAAUGAGCUCGGCAUCUACCUGAUCAACUUGUCAGUGGCUGACCUCCUCUACAUCACUACUCUUCCUCUGUGGAUCGACUACUUCCUACAGCACGAUGACUGGAUCCAUGGUCAGGAGAGCUGCAAGCUGUUCGGCUUCAUCUUCUACACUAAUAUCUACGUCAGCAUCGCCUUCCUCUGCUGUAUCUCACUGGACAGGUACCUGGCUGUGGCAUAUCCUCUGCGCUUUGCCAAGGUCCGACGAAUCAAAACAGCUGUCCUGGUCAGCGCCAUGGUGUGGAUCAUUGAGAUCGUAGCCAACUCUGCUCCUCUCUUCCACGAUGAGCUCUUCCAGGAUCGGUUCAACCACACCUUCUGCUUUGAGAAGUAUCCCAUGCAGGACUGGGUGGCAGGGAUGAACCUCUACAGGACAUUUCUGGGCUUCCUCGCUCCAUGGACAGCCAUGCUUGUCGCCUACCGCGGGAUCCUGGCAGCAGUGCGCUGCAACGUCUCAACAGAGCGCCAGGAAAAGGCCAAAAUUCAGCGGCUGGCAUUAAGUCUGAUCCUGAUCGUUUUGCUCUGCUUUGGACCAUACCACAUCCUCCUCCUGGUGCGGAGUGUCAUGUUUCUAAGGAAGCCGUGUGACUGCGGCUCAGAGGAGAGCUUGUUUGCAGCGUACCAUGUAUCUUUGGCACUGACCAGCCUCAACUGCGUUGCUGACCCCAUUUUGUACUGUUUUGUCAACGAGGGGGCUAGACACGACGUUGGCCGAGCUCUCUCAGCUUUACUGUCUGCAGCUUGCCACAGAGGCUCCUCUUCCUCACCAUCGCACGGCGACAUCCUCAAUGCUGGUUCAGUGACUAUGGAAACACCACUGUCAGCAAAGAAGCAGCCUUGUGUGUACGCUGAUGGAGGCAAGACAAGCAGCUACAAGACAGAAUUAGUGGCUCUGAAGGAGGAGUGUCUACAGAUGACCAUCCUCAGUGUUAGGAAGUGAUCUCUACCUGGAGCUGUACUGUAAGAGGUCCAAACUGCUCAGCUCAGUGGAUGGAAGAAUAUCCUAACACUGACAGGGUCUGAUGUCUUCUGGCCUGACAAGCUGAAAUCAGAUGUAUUUAUGAGGCUGUAGAUGCUUGGGGCAAAAGCGUCCACUAAAUGGCACAUUAACAAGCCAGAAUGGGAAUGAGAUUGCUGAAACCACGUUGAAAAUAGCCACAGUAGCAGCCUCUGUAAGACUGAAAUGCUUACACACCAGAAAACAAAAUUGUUGGGUGAAUGAAAAAUACUACUUUGCUAUUGUUAGAUCCUUACCACUAGUGGGGCAACACAUAUAAAGUUUGGCCUGAGGGUGGCACCUGAGGACAGGUCAUGUUGUAAAUCAAAAGGGUUUAUCCUUUGUACAGUGACCAUUUUAGGACAUCUCAGACUGCUCAGACUUGUCAGGCUCAGUUCUUUGUUGCUGAGUUGGUUCAACCUUCAUUACUUCAAGCUAUGGCUUGUCAGUGUCUGCACAGCUGCACUGCAUGCUAAUGUUAGCAUGUUAACAUGCUAUGUUAUCAUUAAUACAAGAGUACAGUUGAAGUGAAGAGGACAUUUUGACCUGCUGGUGGCGAUAUGGGAAAAGUCAGGGGAUCGCCAAAGUCCUCAGGAUUCAGCCUCAGUUAACCAUGAAUGUCUACCAAAUUCCAUGCCAAUCCACUUAGUAGAUGUUGAGAUAUUUCAAGUGUUGGACCAACAGAUCGACAGACCAGCUGACAUCCCUAUAGUCAUGUCACUGGUGCGGCUAAAAAGGGUCUCAUCAAACACAAUUUGACAACUUGGAUAUUUGGACAAAAUCCAGUCAUUUACGAUGCCUAGGAAGACAUUCUUGAUUAUUUAAGUGGAAUUAUUUAAACAGACCACACUCUGCAUGGCUGAGUAUUGUUAGUGGUCUGAGAGAAGACACCUUUGCAUUCAGACUGCAUUGACACCCAACUGGACAAAGGCUGGAUGUAGGAGAUUGGGGUUUGACACCCAAAUGCACCACUUUGGAAUAUGGAAGAGCAGAAGGGUAGUAAAAAAAAGAUUGUAGAUUACUGGUCAAAAACAUUUUUAAUGCUUGUUGGAAAUGUGUUUACUGUUUUAUUAGUUUUUUGAAGGAAAUAAGCCUUAUGAAGUACCUCAGCUCAUAAACUGUGAUAGCAAGAAGGCUUUGAGUAGAAGUGUCUAUUAUGUAAUGUGAGCAAUGUUUUUUCUUUUUCUGUCAUUUUUACCACAGACAGCUAAAUAAUCAGGACUCAGUCCACCGAAAUGACAGAGAAAAUCCUAAACCAAAGCCUUUUACUGCAUUCAGCUAAGUUUGAAAGUCAAAUUUAUCAAUUAUUUUAAGCACAUUACACUGAGGGCACUGUGGAGCAGAAACAGAUGAUACAGUGAAACAGAUUUACCUUUACCGAAACUGUGUUGCCAGACAAGCAUCUCUCAACCUCCAUGAAUCCAAACUAUAUGCUUGUGCUUUGGUAAAGGCUACCCACAGUUGACCUGAUACCAUUUAUAUUCCUAAUUCAGACAGAUGCCAUAUAAACUAUCCCGAACUUCCUAAAUUAUAUACAGUGCAGUCUUUUUAAUUUUUUCUCAUCACACACAUUGCACAUCAAAAUUUUAUGAUCUAACUUUCGUUUUCCCUAGCAAGAUUUGUACAUUCCUCCUUGAUGCAAGCGACACUGCUGGCUGCUAACGUUGUUUGUCAUAUUAGGGAAACAAAUUAAGAAACAUUUCUCUGUAAUGUCAAAAGUGUGAUGAGGAAAUCAAGAAAUACUUUACUGGAUAUCCAUAUAAAACCAUUUCCAGUUCAGAAGAACUGUGCCAGCAGCCAUGAGUGUAUGUGGCAGCAUUCAAAACAGCAAUGUUAACAUUGAUUGUUUUUAAUGAUUUAUUUCAAAAUCAACAAUUAAAAAUGUACAGCAAGCAUGUCAUACCUUUCAUAUGUGAAGCUGAUUGCUCUUAAUGUAUAUAUAACUGACAAUUUUAAUAUGCCAAUGCUGGAUUAGCUGCCAUAUUUUGCCAUAUGUUGACUACUUUCUGAAGUCAUAAAGUCAAGUAAAGGAAAAAAGAAGAAAUCUUAAAAAUAUUUGCUGUGCAUAUUUACCAUUAUUUGAUGUUAUACUGAUCUUCCUUUUCCUUGUUGGCAGCUUUUUACACUAAAUCCAACACAAAGUGACCAAACAUAGCUUUUUUAGCAUUCACAACAGCUGGGAUCCGAAAACUUAAUGGCAGCUUAUACAACAGAAUUUUGAAUACUGUACAUAAAGAAAGUAUAGGUGUCACUUUGAAAAAAAUGCAGACUGGACACAGCUGUUGGAGCAGAGGCAUCUUCAACUUCUGAAAUUAAGUUGUAGCUGUCAGCUUGAUCUUUAAACUUUUUCUCAGUUUGAUAUUAUGCGCAUUAAAAAAAAUUUUUAACUGUUUUUGUGCAUCAGUGGUAAUAACAUUUCAACAAAUUGUCUGUUUGCAUACAGAAUGUUCUGCUGUAUGUUCAGAUAUAUAACAGUGACAUACAAAUGUCCCUUGUGUGGAGUAUUAUGGCUCAAAUAACUCCUUUCCGACCCAGUGAUUUCAUGGUGAUAGACAACGAGUGUCCAUCAGUUCCACUGGCCAACAAUUACGUGUUAAGGAUGAGAAAUGUUUUGGAAACUGUCUAGGUGAUCCUUGCAACACCAGUUUUUUAUGUUGUCUUGGCAUGAAAGCAUUCAUCUGCUCGGUGCAAUGAUGGCAGGUUUUUUGGACAUUUUCAGCUUGUCAGUGUUGCCCUAAAUGCUGCUCUGUGUACCAUUGCUUUUAUUGUGCAUCUGUAUGUCAGUCCGAGAGAGGAGGUACCAGGCUUCAUAAUGUGUAUUUGUUCAUCAACAGUGUCAGUGAGAAAUAAAUUAUGCAUACGAAACUUUG